Messenger RNA from Moneuplotes crassus, 974 nucleotides. The record is from the annotation of a GenBank genome assembly. Lineage: Eukaryota; Ciliophora; Spirotrichea; Euplotida; Euplotidae.
GAAGUAGGUAAAUUUUAAUAAAAGAUGUUAUCUUUGAUAUGCUCACUGAAUAACUUGCUUGCAUGGGUCAUUGGCAUUUACACCUUUACUCAUACCAUAUGUAUGAUUGUGAGAAUGGGUCUUAGGAAUUAUGCCAGGAAACCUCUUGACCUCCAGAAGAGGUAUGGCAAAGGAUCAUGGGUUAUUGUGACAGGAGCUACUGGCGGAAUUGGAGAACAAUAUUGUGUACAGUUCGCAAAGGAGGGAUUUAAUGUUGUUCUUAUUGGAAGGAAUAAGGAGAAACUUGAGGAAACUGAGAUUAAAGUAAAGGAAGCUAGUGGGAGUGUUAAAACUAAGGUUGUAGUAGCUGAUCUGGGAGAGACUGUUGAGGUUGGAUUUUAUCAAAAGAUCUACGACCAAGUGAAAGAUCUUGACGUGUCUAUUUUAGUUAACAAUGCUGGAUGGGGAGAGUGUUGUCAUUUUGAAGAUAUCUCCCUCGAUUGGCAUUUAUCCAAUUUAAGAGUAAACGCUGGAGCUCCGACUAUGCUCACUCAUAACUUGAUCAAUCACUUUUUAUCAAGAAAAACAAGAAGUGCUUUAAUCAAUGUAUCAACUAUUGGAAACAAUGCUCCUCUUCCUUACAUGGGAAUCUAUUGUGCUGCAAAGAGAUUUUUAACUAUCUUCUCUUACUAUCUAACUGACAACUAUGGAGAUAAGAUUGAUAUUCAAAAUCUUACCCCAGGAUUCGUCAGCACUAAAAUUGUCAAUAACUACAAUGGUCCAGAUUCAAUUACUCCUGAAAAAUGUGUGAAGAGCAGUCUGAGAGAUCUUGGACAAGAAUUCACUUGCUUGCCAGUUCCAGCUCACAGCCUGACAGCUCAAAUGUUCCAUACAUUAUAUAGAUACAGCAAGCCUUUGUACAGGAUGCUUUUAGUCAACGACUUAGAAAAGAGGUCUCUGAAGAAGUACUACAAAGACAAUAAAGAGUAAAUUAU